Oryctolagus cuniculus (rabbit) is the source of this 4976-nucleotide messenger RNA. RefSeq names its product tachykinin receptor 1 (gene TACR1). The record is from RefSeq and is a predicted model, not a curated record. Gene Ontology annotation, molecular function: substance P receptor activity. Gene Ontology annotation, cellular component: sperm midpiece; plasma membrane. Gene Ontology annotation, biological process: G protein-coupled receptor signaling pathway; positive regulation of flagellated sperm motility. NCBI's taxonomy places the organism in Eukaryota, Metazoa, Chordata, Mammalia, Lagomorpha, Leporidae.
CCAACUGCUAUUGCCAGAGACAGGCUCCUCUGCAGAGCUGUCGCAGGGCUCGGGCUGCCUCCCGCAAGUUCAAUGUCCUCUACUCCGCUUUUCACAAACCCUUUCUUUCCCCCGCCAGCAGCCUGGUGCGACUCUGGUUCCAGCUGCAAACCCCACCUGUCUGUGACUCCUAGACCACCUACUGCCCCCUCGCGGAGUGUAUGGGGCUCCCUGGCUCCAAGAUGCCCGCAGCAGGUAGCAAGCAGGAAAAAGGCGUGGUGGCUGCGGCGGUGGAGUGAGACAGCUGCCAACCGCUGGCGCAGCUGCAGCGCUGCGCACAGGGACUGGCGAGCACGCAACCCAGGUACUGCCCCUCGCUGGUGACGUCUCUGCAGCUGGUUAUAAAGCCUUGUGCACAGCCUGCCGAGGUGCUGCUGCUAACUCCCGGCACUGAGCAGGACCCAAUUCAAAAAGCUGCAGGAGGUGGUGGCGGCGGCGGCUUCGGAGAAAGCGAAGGAAAAUUCUCCAGCUGGACACGGUGCCGUAGAAUCCCAGCCAUAGGCUCAGAACUUUUACAGGACGUGCUGCAACGGGCUUCCUUCGCCAACCAACUCCUCAGACAGCCCAAGGCUUUGCCUUUUCCCGCCCAUAGAAGGCGAAACAAGAGUUGCAAGCAGCAGCAGGUGCAGAAAUCCCGGGUUAUUUGGCUUCCUAGAACUGUAACCCGUGGAAUUUCUUUCCUUCUCCCAGUAUAAUGCGGGGGAGAUGCUGUCUCCAGAUUUUUUAACUGAAAUGCUUCCCGAAGCUUGAAAGUGGAGGAAUUCAGAGCCACGAGGGGCAGGUGGACAGCGCAUCCGGAAGCAUAAAUUUUCUGAGCGCCAACUCUCCUGCUUGCAAGGAGAGACUUAUGCAUAGACGGAACCUUCCUCCUUUUGGUCUGUCCUACGCACGAUCCUGAGCCCCGGGCACCUGCCUAGGACCCUGGUGAGAAGGGGCCGGGGGGACUCUGUGCAGAAGAGAGGGCUUUACCUCCGUGCUGCGUGGGAAAUGGAUAACGUCCUCCCAGUGGACUCAGACCUCUUCCCAAACAUCUCCACUAACACCUCUGAGCCCAACCAAUUUGUGCAGCCGGCUUGGCAAAUUGUCCUCUGGGCGGCUGCCUACACGGUCAUCGUGGUGACCUCCGUGGUGGGCAAUGUGGUGGUGAUGUGGAUCAUUUUGGCCCACAAGAGAAUGAGGACAGUGACCAACUACUUCCUUGUGAACCUGGCCUUCGCAGAGGCGUCCAUGGCUGCCUUCAAUACAGUCGUGAACUUCACCUAUGCUGUCCACAACGAGUGGUACUAUGGCCUGUUCUACUGCAAGUUCCACAACUUCUUCCCCAUCGCUGCAGUCUUUGCCAGUAUCUACUCCAUGACGGCCGUGGCCUUUGAUAGGUACAUGGCCAUCAUCCAUCCCCUGCAGCCCCGGCUGUCGGCCACAGCCACCAAAGUGGUCAUCUGUGUCAUCUGGGUCCUGGCCCUCCUGCUGGCCUUCCCCCAGGGCUACUACUCCACCACGGAGACCAUGCCCAGCAGAGUCGUGUGCAUGAUUGAGUGGCCGGAGCACCCCGACAAGAUUUACGAGAAAGUGUACCACAUCUGUGUGACUGUGCUCAUCUACUUCCUCCCCCUCCUGGUGAUUGGCUACGCAUACACCGUAGUGGGCAUCACACUGUGGGCCAGUGAGAUCCCUGGGGACUCCUCUGACCGUUACCACGAGCAAGUCUCUGCCAAGCGCAAGGUGGUCAAAAUGAUGAUUGUCGUGGUGUGCACCUUUGCCAUCUGCUGGCUGCCCUUCCAUAUCUUCUUCCUCCUGCCCUAUAUCAACCCAGAUCUCUACCUGAAGAAGUUUAUCCAGCAGGUCUACCUGGCCAUCAUGUGGCUGGCCAUGAGCUCCACCAUGUACAACCCCAUCAUCUACUGCUGCCUCAAUGACAGGUUCCGUCUGGGCUUCAAGCAUGCCUUCCGAUGCUGCCCCUUCAUCAGUGCCGGAGACUAUGAGGGUCUCGAAAUGAAGUCCACCCGAUACCUCCAGACCCAGGGCAGUGUGUAUAAAGUCAGUCGCCUGGAGACCACUAUCUCCACAGUGGUAGGGGCCCAUGAGGAAGAGGCAGAGGAAGGCCCCAAGGCCAAUCCCUCGUCCCUUGACCUGACCUCCAAUGGCUCCUCUCGCAGCAACUCCAAGACUAUGACAGAGAGCUUCAGCUUCUACUCCAACAUGCUGUCCUAGACCACAGGGCCUUCAGCAGGUGCAGCCACCACCAUCUUCAUCCUGCUUCAUUCAUUCCUGCAUGGAUACUUUUCUGAUCCGGAGAUGUUCAGAAACACCCUAACGUUGGAACUUGUGGAAAGGGUUCUAAUGGUAUAGGGAAAACAUUCCAUCUUCAAGUCAAUCUGGAUCCUUCCCUGUCUUUGCCAACCCCCUCCUUGCAUAAACUGUGUGACCAAGGCAAAUCCAUGAACAUCCCUAAGCCUGUAAGAUGAAAAUGCUGGACUAGCUUUUCCCUGCAGUCCAUUCCAUGAUUCCAGAACUGACUUCAGCUGCAUGUAGGUGCUUAUUUAAGGAUGAAUUCUAAAGGACAGCAACAGCUCCUACUGACCCAUGCAGCAGUCACUCUCCAUUGUGCUCAGAUUCGCCUCCUUCAGCCGCCGGCUCUUGUAACACCAGCCUUCACUUGGCAGAGUGGACAAAAGAAAAAGGAAACACACCAAAUCUGAAUGAAAGCUUUCAUCUUGUCUCCUCAGCAUCUGUGAAAAGAGGCAUGUCCAUAUGUCAGGUCAUGUAACCUGGAACUGAGAGCCCUGGGCCCUGCACUGCAUGCCCUGGGACCACCCUUACAACAGAUGCAGGCAGAAUAAGUCUACUGGUUAAAAUCCAGGAGACCUGAGCCAGGCCUGAACUUUCUAAGCUUCUUUCCUUGUGUGGAAAAUACUGAGGUUAACCUAGAGAAUCUAUAUCUCGCUGUUCCGUGUUUCAAUGAUCAAGUGAGCUUUUGCUUGCUUCAUCAAAAAAUAGCAGUCUCAGAACAAAGAGGAGCAGUGAUAUCCGGUUCCUGCAGAUGAGGCAACUGCUAAGACUGAGGUGUUAAUAUCCAGCUCAGACAUUCUCCAGUUUGCGGUAAAGCCCUGAGGAUAGUUCCAGCCUUUUACAAAACAAAGGACGUCUGCAUCUCUCCACCAGGCUCUCACAGGCUGAGCUGCACAGCUGGAGAACACCAGAAGGCAGGACAAGUGUAUGGCCAUCCUGCUCUGGCCUUCUGGAUAUCCUACAGCAGGUGAACGAACCCAGAUUCUUAACAUGAUAUUAGCAUAAGGCCUGUGUUCAGAUCCUGUUGUAUACACAGACUACACCCCACAGCUGUACUUGUGAGAAGAGGAGAGUGUUCUGCCUCUUCCCUUCAGACUCUCAAACUCCUCUUUCUGCCUCAUGGCUUUGCUGGCCUCCUGUCUACAGAGGAUGAUCCAUCAGCCCUAGGACAGCCAGUCUGCUGGGACGGGGUUUCCAGCAGUGGGCAUGCAGCUUCUUUCUGUCUCCCUGAUCUGUGCUUUGUUCAGAUGUGGUUGGAUGUAGAACCAUGAAUAUCCUCCUUGUAGUUUGAAUACAUGGAUACCUGUGUGCCGCAUCCAUCACGAGAAGGACACAACAGUGCUACCCACAGGGUGCUACUAGCCCUGCUGGCUCUAACACUCCCAGGGUAUCAGCAAGUAUAGUGGAAGCUGUCUAGCAACAGCAUAAGCAAAACAAAGAAUCCUGAGAACCAUAUUCUACAAAGCAGCACACAAAGUGUUAAACUGAGCUGACUUAAGGUAGAUAUAUGAAUGGAAAGAAAAACUUUGGGCAACAAAAGUCAGUGCCCAAAGCAUUAAUCAGAUAGCUCUGGAUAGAGAAUCACGCCAUGUCUGAUUUACUUAUAUCAGAAGGAUAUAAAGAAUAGACAUGAUUAAGACAAGCACCUAGGAAGAAAGUGUCAAGGACUUGAAACAUCAUAUUUACAGAAGAGAAGGCUAUUGAGUACUUGCUCUGAACUUCACCCUGAGCUGGGGACAGAGCUCCUUCAGCUCUUGAGCCACCUACUGUACUCGCCAUUGCUAACUCUCCAAUUCCAGUGGGUCCAGCAUGCAGCCGGAGGCGUGGUGGUAUCUAAAAAGCAGAUUUCUUUCAGAAGUCUAAGAACCCACACUCACCACAGAUAAUGGGACAAAGGCUGGGACCUUCAGAGAGUCUUGCCCUGACAGUUCAAAGACAGCCACCAGUCACUUUAGGAGACCCAAAGGGAUGUGGUUGAACAGCAUCAUGACUGUCUAAGAAGAGCUCGAGUGUGGUGGUUGUGGGCAGUUUCAAACAUGGCAUCCCUUAGAGAGUGCCAGCCAAGCAUUCCUCUGGCCCACUGCCAACAUCCAUCUAACGUACAAAAAUGUUCUCAGCCCCCGCGUGCGAGGAGCACCAUGACUAGCCCUGUGCAUGGGUCUCAUUCUUAUUACAGAAAUGUGUUACCCUGUGUUUAUCUCUUCAGUAUGAUCCCUUGAUGUAUUGCCAAGUAACAAUAAAUACGAGACAACAUGGGGCCAUCUUUGUUACAUUACUUCCAAAAUGUGAAGCCCAGCCGCUGCUGACGUGCUACUUGUAUCGUGCCAGUCACUUUCUCUUCCUUGCUCCUUCUCAGAGAGGAGAUGUGAUGUAUAUCUUGGACUUACAGUAGGACCACAGUAACUGAGGGAUGGGGACAAGGAUUUAUGGGAGGAUUUAGAAGUCAAGAGUCCUUACCCUCCUCACUGCCCCCAUCACUGGAAUGCUAAGACUUAAGGAAAAGUGGACCCAAGAGUCAACUUCAUUGACUUGGUUUUAGGGGAGAAGAGUAUAAGUGAAAGGGGAGAUUGUUCUGAGGUUUCCAUGUUUUCCAGCCUGGGGUCCUGGAAAGAAUCUCUAUAAAGAAAUAAAGUAUGUGUUUAACAAUA